AUGGCCCAAGAUCUGGUGCUGAAGCAACGGAGUGAGCUCCUCAAUGAUCUGUGUGCGAGCGGCUUGUCCGAGCCCCUGGAGAAGGUCAUGGAUGUCCUCCUGGCCCGUGGGGAGCUUUCAUGGGAGGAUUACACCAACGUAAGCGUGCAGGGGAGGUCGCUUUACACCAACGCUAGACAUCUACUGGAUUUAGUUUACGCCAAGGGGGAGGCUGCGUGCCAGGCGUUUUUCGUGGCUUUACGGCAAAUCCAGACACCUGAAGAUCCAGGACCUGUCACCAGGACGCUUCUGACGCAAAGGCCCGGCUUGGUGAGAGAACUCCAAGGCUGCUUGGACGGUGCUCUAGAAGCUUUGCUUGAAUCGGAAUGCUUUACCCAGGAGGACUGCAGAGACAUACUCUUGCACAUACACACCCCCUCGCAGCAGGCUAGGCGGUUGCUGGAUCUUGUGAGCUCCAAAGGCGAUUCGGCAGCUAACGUGAUUCUUCGCUACAUUGAGCAAAAGCAAAACAACCUGAAACAAGAGACGACCACACCCAAAGAGCUCCUAAAAUACCAGAAAAAGUUGCGCAGUUCCAUUUUGGCUCAGUCAAGCUUCAUCAGCACCUAUGGAGGAACUGGCCACAUGUCGCUGGAUGACAUCUACACUGAAGGCAAACUUGAGCUGGCGCAUGACUGCAAAUAUCAAGGACAUCUGGGCCUGGAGGAUAUCGUUGCUAUGACAGGCACAGUGAAUGAGGAAGCAGACACGGUCCUGGUUUCCGGGGAUGCGGGCAGUGGUAAGAGCACCUUACUCCAGAGGCUGCAUCUUCUCUGGGCUCGAGGGGCCGCCCUCCAACAGUUCGUCCUCCUGUUCCCUUUCAGCUGCCGCAAACUGAAUUCGGAACUUGACGAGCUUUCUGUCCAAGAGCUGCUCUUCCGCCACUGCUGCUGGCCGGACUGUGAACAGGAUGAGAUCUUCCGUUUCAUCCUGGACCACCCGCACCUCGUGGUAAUCAUGUUCGACAGCCUUGAUGAGCUCAAACAGAGUUUCUCGGAUGAGCGCAGGCUCUGCUCCCCCACGCAGCCUGCCCCCGUGCACGUAUUGCUUUUCAACCUUCUCCAGGGAUCUCUCCUUAAGGGAGUGCUAAAACUGGUGACCAGUCGUCCAGAGGCUGUGGGUCCAAUGUUGAGGAUGCAUCUUCGCAAAGAACUCUUUCUCAAAGGCUUCUCUCCUGAAGGCAUUAACUGUUUUAUCAAGAAACAACACCGCGACUCAUUGGUGGCCUCCAAAGUCUUGGCAUCCAUUCAGGCAAACACAGCUUUAUUUGGACUUUGCCACAGUCCGGUCCUCUGCUGGAUUGUCUCACAAUGCCACAAGGAGCUGCUCGGCUGUGGAGACGGUACACCGCAGACCAUAACGGAUGUAUAUCUCAUGAUCCUUCAGCACUUCUUGCAGCACCAGAGUCCCCCGAAAUGUUCCCGUGGGCCCAGUUGGCUUAAGGAUCACCUGCUUGGCAUCUUGCAUUUGGGCAAGCUUGCUUUUCAGGGGGUGGAAUCUUCAUGUUACAUCUUCGCUAGCACUGACCUAGACACCUGCUGUGUUACGGAUCAGGACAUCUGUGCAGGCUUCCUCACCCAAACAAAAGACAUCCCAUCCCAUCAGAGUCUUCGAUACGAAUUCCUUCAUGUGACAAUGCAAUGUUUCUUUGCUGCGCUAUACAUCGUUUUGUCCAACAACACGAACCGCUCCACUGUCGCUGAGCUCUUUGAGUUGAAAGAUGUAGGUUUCAGUAGCACCUGCUUUGGGUCCUGUUUGUCAGCUGACCAACAACAGGGUCUCGUUGAAGCCCCCAAUCUACAAAUCACCGCCACUUUUGUCUGUGGCCUCCUUUCCCAGAGACACCGACACCUGUGGCUGGACUGUGCUCCGACACCAACUGUGGAGAGGAAAGCGCAACAGGUGGUCCGGUGCCUCCACAAAGGCAUGCAGAAGCACUUUAAGUCCAUCCCCAAGCCAGUUGAGGGUGAAAAAAAGAGCAUGCAUGCCAUGCCGGGCUUUGUCUGGCUCGUCAAGUGCAUCUACGAGAUGCGGGAGAGCAAUAUAGCCGAGGAAGCUCUUAGCAAGCUAGACGUGGACCAUUUGAAGCUGACCUACUGCAAUAUUGGACCCGUGGAGUGCACAGCCCUGGCUUUUGUGCUUCAGCACUUGAGGAGUCCUGCGGGAAUCCAGCUGGACAACAACUCUGUGGGAGACGUAGGUGUGGAGCAGCUCCUUCCCUGUCUUCAUAUUUGCAAGUCCCUCUAUCUCAGAAAUAAUAACAUCACCGACGAAGGGAUUCGCAAAUUGAUCGCGAAGGGAAUCCAGUGUGACAACUUCCAGAAAAUUGCACUUUUCAACAACAAGCUAACUGACGCUUGUACACAGCACAUUUCUCAUCUGCUGAAGACCAAGCAGAACUUCCUCAGUUUGAGGCUGGGCAACAACUGCAUUACAUCGGAAGGAGCUAAACAGCUGGCAAUGGGACUGGAGUGCAACCAUUCAUUGAUGUAUUUAGGGCUUUGGGGUAAUAAGAUUGGUGAUUCAGGUGCAGAGGCCAUUGCUAGUGCCCUGGAAGGCAGCAAAACUCUAGUAUGGCUAAGCUUGGUCGGCAAUGGGGUGGGCAGCAUCGGAGCUCGUGCCCUGUCCAAAACGCUCAAGACAUGCCCUUCGCUGGAGGACCUAUGGUUGACUGAAAACUGCAUUACCAAGGAGGGAGUAGAGUCUUUGGUCCAAGCUCUCCAGCAUAACAAAGGUGUCAAAUCAGUGUGGUUGAAGAACAAUCUCCUGAGCCCUGAGGAGGUUGAGGAGAUGACGCAACAAGAAUCAAGACUCGUCUUCUGA
Nerophis lumbriciformis (worm pipefish) is the source of this 2862-nucleotide messenger RNA. The record is from RefSeq and is a predicted model, not a curated record. NCBI's taxonomy places the organism in Eukaryota, Metazoa, Chordata, Actinopteri, Syngnathiformes, Syngnathidae.